Messenger RNA from Bacillus rossius redtenbacheri, 1440 nucleotides. Its product is annotated as forkhead box protein F1-like. The record is from RefSeq and is a predicted model, not a curated record. Gene Ontology annotation, molecular function: DNA-binding transcription factor activity, RNA polymerase II-specific; RNA polymerase II cis-regulatory region sequence-specific DNA binding. Lineage: Eukaryota; Metazoa; Arthropoda; Insecta; Phasmatodea; Bacillidae. The coding region runs from base 205 to 1440 and encodes 411 amino acids. Gene Ontology annotation, biological process: regulation of transcription by RNA polymerase II; animal organ morphogenesis. Gene Ontology annotation, cellular component: nucleus. The transcript has 2 exons.
CAAGGGUGCGCGGCGAUCUACCAGCAGGAUGCGGCGCGCGCGGGCAUUGUCGACGUGAGCCGCCGCGCAGGGCUCUGUGCUCGUCGUGUAAAUGUUUACCCGGGUCGCCGGCGAGGCUUGAGACCAGGGAGACGAGGGGAGGAGAUAAACUCCGGUGUUGUUUACCCGCAAGAGGGGUGUGUGAGAGAGAGAGGGGGUGUAGCGAUGAUGAUGAUGAAGACGGAGGACCCGCUGGCCGACGCGGCCGUCCAGCUGGGGCAGAUGACGACGACGACCCAGCACCACCACCACCACCCGUCCGUGGUGCAGCAGACCAUCAACAUACAGCAGCACCUGCACCACCUGCACCUGCACCAGCACCAGCACAGCGUGAUCCUGAGCGCCGACCACGGCGGCGGCAUCCUGGGGCUGGAGGCGGCGGCGCACCACAACGGCGGCGGCAUCGUGUCGCAGCAGCAGCCGCCGGCGGAGCCGCUGCCGCAGCAGCAGCAGCAGCAGCCGCCCCCGGGCCAGGACCAGGACAAGCCCCCCGCCUCCGGAGACUCUAGUGCCGCCUCCAAGAAGGGCAACCCGGGCGCGCGCCGCCAGGAGAAGCCCCCCUACUCCUACAUCGCCCUGAUCGUGAUGGCCAUCCAGAGCUCGCCGGCCAAGCGGCUCACCCUCAGUGAGAUAUACGCCUUCCUGCAGCAGCGGUUCCCCUUCUUCCGCGGCUCCUACCAGGGCUGGAAGAACUCCGUGCGGCACAACCUCUCGCUCAACGAGUGCUUCAUCAAGCUGCCCAAGGGGCUGGGGCGGCCCGGCAAGGGCCACUACUGGACCAUCGACCCCGCCUCGGAGUUCAUGUUCGAGGAGGGCUCGUUCCGGCGGCGGCCGCGCGGCUUCCGGCGCAAGUGCCAGGCGCUGAAGCCGUCCUACCACCCGGCGGCGGCGGGCUACUUCACGGGCGUGCCCCAGGCCGGCCACUACGAGCCCUUGCCGCCGCCCCCGCAGGAGUACCAGCAGCACCAGUCCGCCUGCUCGUACGGGGUGCCGCAGCAGCAGCAGCAGCAGCAGGCGCCGGCCGGCUCCGUGGGGCACCACUACAUGGCGGCGGCGGGCUACGACUACGGCGUGUACCAGCAGCAGUGCGCAGAGCGCGACGCCUGGGCGGCGGCCUUCGGCGACGGCGCCGGCGGCUACAUGAAGGCGCCGCCGCUCAGCCCGCAGCCCGAGCACCACCAGCAGAUGACGCCGCCGCCGACGUCCGUGGCCGAGGCGUACGCCUACCAGUACGGCGUCCAGACGUCGGACCACGGCGCGCGGGGGUCGUCGCAGCCCCUGCAGUGCGACCGGAAGCCUUACAUGACCCCGCCGCCGCCGUCCAUCCCCACCAGCCUGCCGUCCCCGCCCGCCGCCAACACGGCGCACGCCUUCUACGAGAACAUCAAGUACACCAUCUGA